Protopterus annectens (West African lungfish) is the source of this 2568-nucleotide messenger RNA. It is a transcript of the gene BAG4, whose product is annotated as BAG cochaperone 4. Gene Ontology annotation, cellular component: cytosol; membrane; nucleus. Gene Ontology annotation, molecular function: adenyl-nucleotide exchange factor activity; protein-folding chaperone binding. The record is from RefSeq and is a predicted model, not a curated record. Gene Ontology annotation, biological process: protein stabilization. Bases 243 to 1133 code for a protein of 296 amino acids. The transcript has 5 exons. NCBI's taxonomy places the organism in Eukaryota, Metazoa, Chordata, Ceratodontiformes, Protopteridae.
CAAGGCCACAAGUCAAGUUCCGCUCCAUGACGUCAUUAGUAUUUUGUCCGAACCGGUCGUUUGGAGAGGGACCUUGGAAAUACUGCUUGUUGAAGUAAUGUGCAGAAUUUCGGGUAGUGAUAGCAGCAAAAUCGGGUUCUGAGGUGAAAAUAUCGGGAAUCAAAACUUGAAUCCAGUGACCAAGAGUGUUGCCUUUGACGAAAUCAUAUUUUUGUUGUGUGCCCUGCUGUGGUGGAGACAGCAUGGCCAGCAACGGAUACCUCAGUGGAGAGGUGCAUGGUAGUGGAGUAGUCGGAUCUGGAGGAAGUGGCCCAAAUUGGGGAGUGCAUUCAGAUCAACGAGGCACUGGACCUGGGUGGCAUUAUUACGGGAAUCCUGCCUGGCUUGAUGCCAGUAGCAGCGGUAGUGGCACUCAGGAAGUGCCUUCCCGGGCUUAUCCCAAUUACUGGAAUUCUGCAGGCCCCACAUAUCCUGCUACUUACAUGCCUGGGACAGAAGCACAAGGGCAAAUUCCAUAUGGCCAGCAGGUAGUAUCUCCUUACAUGAAUGGAGUCUCCUCAUCUGCAUAUACACCAAACACAUCAGGAUCAUGUAACCAGCAUUAUCCAAGUGUCUAUCACCCUCCCAAUUCCUUUUACACCCAUGGGCAGCAGUUACCUGCUCCCUACCAGGCUCAGCCACCAGCUUCACAUCAGUGUCCAACUAGCAGCCAUUUGUGUACUUCACAUGUGACUCAACCUUCAGCUGGGCCAUUUGCUGGUGUUACAUCUUCUGGAAGCAGGGUUACAGGUUACCAGCCAUAUCCUGGUCAGGAGCAGACUCUACCUGGUGCCACCAUGUACCCAUACAGGAAUGUUAACACGAAUAUUCUUCCACAGACAACUUAUUCAGAGUCGCAUUGUAGGACCCCUACUGAGACAGCAUGUGGACAUUCUCCUACCUGUGGACCUUCAGUGUCAGGAAUGCCUCAGCCUCAGCCAACAUGGCCACCUGCCCCAUCAGCAGCUCCUGCAUUGUAUGGGAAUCCUUUUAUUGCCAGUCCAACCUCUUCCAGUUCCAGUGGUGGAAUUCCUCAAACUACAUAUUACUCAAAGGAUCAUAAAACUUUCACAACAGACAGACCAACACUUUAGAAGGCUACAUCAUCGCAAAAUUGCAACACAGACCACCAGUACAUCUUAUGCCCAUUGUUUUGUGCAAGUCAGUGUUCAGAAAGUUGCAAGUUCACCAGCAUCCACACAAACCAAUGUCGGUGAAUGUGCCACCAGUGGUGAUAUGGACACUGAAAGUAUCUCAGAUGAAGAGAGCAACUUGUCAAGUGGAUGCACUGCAGUAGAUGAUGACCCCAAACUGGACUGCCAACUUAUCAGAAUGGACAUCUUUAUCUAAUGUGAAGCCAACACAGCCAGAUUUGUCUAGGUAUUACAGCAUUAAAUGAAAAUAUUGCCAGCAGUCAUACUGUGACAGUCUUGGUAGUGUCUCCCUUUGCUUCUCAUGUAAUGUAUGUAGGAAUGUAAAUCAGCCUUUAAGUUGCAGGUAUUGUCAUCAAAUGUGAAGUGACAAAUAGUUAAUGAAUUGCAUUACAGUGCAGAAUAAGUUUUUCACUGAUUUCAUGUACUGCAUUUCAGGUUCACAGAAUUGAGGGAGAACCAGACACUGGAGAAUCAAAAAGCAUUUUUGGUAUUUGAGAGUGUGAUUGUUGCCAUGCCAUCAACAUGUCUUACAUGCCUUGGUUCCUGUAACAUCUGUAUGUAUCAACUUCUGGGCUCAUUAGCCAUCCUUAUGCAGAUUUGUGAAAAUGGACACCGGUGCUUCAUUCAUAUACAGCCAGUGACAGGUUCCAUAGGUGCAGGUAAUCUGUUGCUCUAUUAUGGUGCUUACUUUACGGAUUCUACUACUGUGUGGGUGUUUAAUAUGUUCCAUACCAUGAAUAUGUGUACAUUUUCUCGCAGCACAUACCAUCUGAUAUAAAACUGUUACCCAAUCCUAGCAGUAAGAUGUGUGGUAUGCAGAACAACAACCACUCACCUUGAUGGGGAUGCCAGAUACUGUUUCUCUUGGACAUACAGCCAACUAUGGGUCCUACUCUGUGAUGCAUUUAGAGAACAACUGGAUAAUCGACAAUGCAGUUCAGGUAUUUAAAUAAGGAUGGAAAAUUAUUUUGUCAGUGUUCUUGUCAUUGCAUUUACAACUCCUAGAACAAGAAUAUUUCUUAUAAUUCUGUAGGAUGAUCAGAGUAUGUGAAUGUUAGGUUAUUGCAUUGUCAGUCCUGUCAUGUGAAAACCCACACACAAUUUGCUUUACUCGCUACAAAUCCACUGUGAAAAAGGCAUAAAUGUACUUGUCAGAAAGUCAUAUGAGUGUCCUGGGAUGUAUGCAUGAUACACAUAUAUUUAUUGUGAGAGGCAGAGAAACUAUGUGAAAGAAUACAGAUGUUACGUGCAGCAACAUUAUAGAUUCCACACCCAUAUGUAUUUUUAACUGACGUUUAUCUGCUCUUGAUGACUGAUAGUGCUAUGCUCAUAUACACACUAUGCUCUUUCAAUAAAGUCUUCACUUGAAUGACAA